Messenger RNA from Polyodon spathula (Mississippi paddlefish), 957 nucleotides. Its product is annotated as ADP/ATP translocase 4-like. The record is from RefSeq and is a predicted model, not a curated record. The coding region runs from base 1 to 957 and encodes 318 amino acids. The transcript is spliced from 6 exons. Lineage: Eukaryota; Metazoa; Chordata; Actinopteri; Acipenseriformes; Polyodontidae. Gene Ontology annotation, molecular function: ATP:ADP antiporter activity. Gene Ontology annotation, biological process: mitochondrial ADP transmembrane transport; mitochondrial ATP transmembrane transport. Gene Ontology annotation, cellular component: mitochondrial inner membrane.
AUGGCUUCUCAAGCACAACCCGGUGGGAAGGGCAACAGGAACGACUUCUUGGUCUCUUUUGGGACUGACCUGCUGGCUGGAGGGAUAGCCGCCGCUAUCUCCAAGACGGCAGUGGCGCCGAUCGAGCGAGUGAAAUUGCUGCUGCAGGUCCAGGCCUCCUCCAAACAAAUCCGCCCCGAGAACCGCUACAAGGGUAUUGUCGACUGCUUUGUCAGGAUACCAAAGGAGCAAGGAUUUAUCAGUUUCUGGCGUGGUAACCUAGCCAACGUUAUUCGAUACUUUCCAACGCAAGCACUGAACUUUGCCUUCAAGGACAAGUAUAAACAGAUUUUUAUGUCAGGAAUCAACAAAGAUAAUCAGUUCUGGAGGUAUUUUAUAGCAAAUUUAGCUUCUGGAGGAGCUGCUGGUGCCACAUCACUGUGUUUUGUGUAUCCACUGGACUUUGCAAGAACUCGUUUAGGGGCUGAUAUUGGAAAAGGACCUGCGGAGCGGCAGUUCCAUGGCCUACUGGACUGCAUUGUCAAGAUAGCAAAAACCGACGGGCCCAAGGGUCUAUACCAAGGAUUUGGGGUCUCUGUGCAGGGCAUCAUUGUGUAUCGUGCUUCUUACUUUGGAUGCUACGAUACAGCCAAGGGAAUUCUGCCAAACCCAAAGAGCACCCCCUUCCUUGUGUCCUUCCUCAUCGCUCAGAUAGUGACGACAUUCUCUGGGAUUCUGUCCUAUCCCUUUGACACGGUCAGGAGGAGAAUGAUGAUGCAGAGUGGGGAAGCAGAUCGUCAGUACAGAGGAACAACUCACUGCUUCAAGAAAAUCUACAAGCAAGAGGGAGUGCCAGGUUUUUUCCGAGGAGCCUUCUCUAAUGUCCUGCGUGGGACUGGUGGUGCCUUAGUGCUGGUGUUUUAUGAUAAAAUCAAAGAGUUACUGAACAUCAAUGUUGGGAAGUCCUCUUCUGAAUAA